GUGGCGCACCAGCUGUGCCGGUCGGGGGGCGGCGGCCGACAACCCGGCCCACGGGGAGGCCGAUGGCCAUCGGCAGCAGCUCCGAGCGUUCCACGGACCGCCGGAGACAACCGCUACCCGCCCCGCACAGAGCUCACUUCGUCGACACACGGCUGGACGGCCCGAUGGCCGUGCACGAGCCCCACCCGGGCCGCCAGUGCCGGUCGGUGUCGUUCGACGACGGCAAGCGUCGCGUGAUCGCCACCGACCUGGACCCGGAGGUGGACCCGCUCAAGCUCAAACCCAUCGUGGGCCGUGUGCCGACACCCCGGCCUUCGCGCACCGACUGCGCUGUGUCGGCCACGCCGCCCGACGAGCACGGCGAGAGCUCGCGGCCUCCCAGCGCCGCCUCGCAGACCAGCCUCUCCUCUCACGAGCCGCCGCCGCCCCAGCACAAGGACGAGCUGGCGCUGAACCCGGAGCUGCUGAUGAUGCGCCUCACGCUGGAGUGUGCCGGCGAGGCGGACAAGGAGCGGGUGGCCGACGAGGCGGUGAUGCGGCGAGAACGCGGCGAAGGGCUGACGGAGGACGCCCGCGCCGCCGCCAAGCUGCUGGCCGACGACCUGACCAGCGAGGGGGGCGGCAGCUGCCUCACCGAGUAGAGGAGCGCCUCGCACGAGCGCCCGCCCGCCGCCCGCCGACCGGCGGUUGAUGGCGGGCCCGGCGCCGAGCGAGGUCAUCGGUGAGGGACGCCCGUCGUCCCGCGCUGCCGCACGUCGUCUCUGAGAAGGAAGCCCCGUCUGCCUCGCCGCCGGUCGAGACCGCAGGGGCUCGUCGUCGUUAUCCGUCCACCUUGACCGCCUUUGCCCAAAUACAAUUCUUCU
Dermacentor silvarum is the source of this 863-nucleotide messenger RNA. RefSeq lists its product as uncharacterized. Bases 63 to 641 code for a protein of 192 amino acids. The record is from RefSeq and is a predicted model, not a curated record. Lineage: Eukaryota; Metazoa; Arthropoda; Arachnida; Ixodida; Ixodidae. The transcript is spliced from 3 exons.